This is a messenger RNA of Carassius gibelio (silver crucian carp), 7972 nucleotides long. RefSeq names its product sodium channel protein type 4 subunit alpha A. The record is from RefSeq and is a predicted model, not a curated record. Gene Ontology annotation, molecular function: voltage-gated sodium channel activity; protein binding. Bases 193 to 5679 code for a protein of 1828 amino acids. Gene Ontology annotation, cellular component: voltage-gated sodium channel complex; axon; plasma membrane. Gene Ontology annotation, biological process: sodium ion transmembrane transport; neuronal action potential; membrane depolarization during action potential. The transcript has 26 exons. Lineage: Eukaryota; Metazoa; Chordata; Actinopteri; Cypriniformes; Cyprinidae.
CAGGUUUCAUUCAAGACGUUCAUGCGUCAGCAACAGCUGUCCUGGAGCUCGUGCUGGCCCCGGGUCAGAGAGACAGACUUCAGCCUGAAGGAAGACCAAACACUGAAGGUUUUGUGGAAAUAUUUGCCUCACUGUGACAGGAGCUUGGUGUAGAGAUUCCCCAUUGUGGUGGUAUCUCUUCGCGAUGCCAAGAUGGCAAGCCUGCUCCCUCCCACAGGCACCAACGUCUUCCGACGAUUCACCCCGGAGUCGCUGGCGGAGAUCGACAGGCUCAUCCAGGAGAGGAGCACCAGAGAGGAAGUAGAGGGGGUUGAGGAGGUGCCACAGGCACCGAGCAUUGAUCUGGAGGCAGGAAAGGGCCUCCCAAUGAUCUAUGGUGACCCACCAAAGGAUCUCCUCAACACUCCUCUGGAGGACCUAGACCCCUUCUAUAAAACACAGAAAACUUUUAUUGUCAUAACAAAGGGAAACACAAUCUUCAGGUUCACUGCUGAACCAGCACUGUUUUGUAUCAGUCCUUUCAGUCUUGUCAGAAGAGGAGCCAUCAAAAUUCUUAUACAUUCAUUAUUUAGUAUGAUCAUCAUGAUCACCAUCCUGUCCAACUGCGUGUUCAUGACGAUGAGUAACCCCCCACCCUGGAGUAAAACUGUCGAGUAUGUUUUUACUGGUAUAUACACCUUUGAAGCAACAAUCAAAGUUUUGUCUCGAGGCUUCUUCAUCGGACCUUUCACAUUCCUCCGUGAUCCAUGGAACUGGCUUGAUUUCAUGGUGAUUAGCAUGGCGUACAUCACAGAAUUUGUCGACCUUGGUAAUGUGUCAGCACUGAGGACGUUUCGUGUGCUUCGAGCUCUCAAAACUAUCACAGUUAUUCCUGGUUUGAAAACCAUCGUUGGGGCUUUGAUUCAGUCUGUCAAGAAGAUGAUAAAUGUAAUGAUUUUGACUCUGUUUGCACUGGCUGUAUUUGCCCUCAUUGGCCUUCAGCUGUUCAUGGGAAAUUUACGUCACAAGUGCAUCCGUUGGCCCAUUGCCAACAGCACCAUCUUUGAUGACUACAACUCCACCAUGGUCAAUGACACCACCCUCAACGUCACAGAUACUUUCGAUUUCAAAGCGUACAUAGACAAUGAAGAAAACCAAUACUUUCUGGAAGGAAGUUUAGAUGCUUUAAUAUGUGGUAACAGCUCUGAUGCUGGGAGGUGCCCAGAAGGUUACACGUGUAUGAAGGCUGGACGAAACCCAAACUAUGGCUACACCAGCUAUGACAACUUUGGCUGGGCAUUUCUCACCCUCUUCAGAGUCAUGACUCAGGACUACUGGGAGAAUCUCUUUCAGUUGACCCUUCGUGCUGCUGGGAAGACCUACAUGAUCUUCUUUGUGGUGGUCAUCUUCCUGGGCUCUUUCUACCUGAUCAAUCUGAUCUUGGCUGUGGUUGCGAUGGCAUAUGAUGAGCAGAAUGAAGCCACCUUGGCUGAAGCUCUUCAGAAAGAAGAGGAGUUUCAAAGAUUACUUGAGCAACUCAAGAACCAAGAGCAAGAGACAGGCAGUAAAGCAUCUUUGGCCAGCCAGACAACACAAAGUCAAGGGUCAAACAGGACAGGUUCCCUGCAAAGUCUUGGUGGAGAUGAUGUAAUAAAGGACUGUAAUGGCCGAAUAGUGCCUCGCCUUGUCGUCAACAGAUCUUCCUUUAAGAAAGAGUUAUCAGCUGAAGAGGACCACAAGUCCAUGAGCUCCAAACACAGCAUGCAGUACCUGGACGAGCCCAAACUCUGCAAGAGAACAGCUAGUGCUAUCAGUGUGCUCACUGCAACUAUGGAGGAGUUGGAAGAUGCUCAGAGACCUUGUCCCCCUGGCUGGUAUAAGUUUGCUGAUAUUUUCUUUAAAUGGGACUGCUGCACUUCCUGGAUCAUAUUUAAGAAGUGGGUUCAUUUUGUAGUGAUGGACCCAUUUGCGGAUCUAGGUAUCACCAUCUGUAUUGUGCUCAACACACUUUUCAUGGCCAUGGAGCACUACCCCAUGAGUCCGGAUUUUGAACAUGUUCUCUCAGUGGGCAACUUGGUAUUUACAGGAAUCUUCACAGCUGAAAUGGUGUUCAAGCUCAUAGCUAUGGACCCCUAUUACUACUUCCAGGUGGGCUGGAACAUAUUUGACAGUAUCAUUGUAACACUCAGCCUGGUAGAGUUGGGACUGGCCAAUGUUCAGGGAUUGUCUGUUCUCAGGUCCUUCCGUUUGUUACGUGUCUUCAAACUGGCUAAAUCUUGGCCAACUCUUAACAUGCUGAUCAAGAUCAUUGGCAACUCAGUAGGUGCCCUGGGGAACCUAACGCUUGUCCUGGCCAUCAUCGUCUUCAUCUUCGCCGUGGUGGGCAUGCAGCUUUUUGGCAAGAGCUACAAGGACUGUGUUUGUAAGAUCUCUCAGGACUGCAAGCUGCCCCGCUGGCACAUGAACGACUUCUUCCACUCUUUCCUCAUCGUCUUUCGGAUCUUGUGUGGAGAGUGGAUCGAGACCAUGUGGGACUGCAUGGAGGUGGCGGGAGCGAGCAUGUGCCUGAUAGUCUUCAUGAUGGUCAUGGUCAUUGGAAACCUUGUGGUACUGAACCUGUUCCUGGCUCUGCUGCUCAGCUCCUUCAGCGGGGAUAACCUGUCUGGAGGUGAUGAUGAUGGGGAGAUGAACAACCUUCAGAUUGCCAUUGGUCGCAUCACCAGGGGUGUAGAUUGGCUCAAAGCCUUCAUCGCCAGUAUGUUGCAAAAGAUUCUAGGAAAGAACCCUCCUGAAAAUAAUGAGGGAGAAGGGGAAGGAGACAUAGAACUCCAUGCUAUAAACCACCUGGAUGAGGGGAAAAUGGCAGAUGACUUGACCAACUGUUUGCCUCCAGCCCUGACUGUACCUAUUGCUCGUUGUGAGUCUGAUGCUGAAGAGGACUCUGAUGAUUCUUCUGAUGAGGAGGAUGGAAAGGCCACUCUAAAUAAUGACGACUCUUCAGUUUGUAGCACAGUGGACUACCAGCCUCCAGAACCUGAGCCUGAGCCCGAAGAGGAAGAAGAACCAGAGCCUGAAGAGCCACAGUCCUGUUUCACAGAAGGUUGUAUUAAGCGAUUUAUGUGUUUGAAUGUAGACAUCACAGCAGGAUGGGGGAAAAAGUGGUGGAACCUUCGAAGAACAUGUUUCACCAUCGUUGAGCAUGACUACUUUGAGACAUUCAUCAUCUUUAUGAUCCUUCUUAGCAGUGGAGCACUGGCUUUUGAGGAUAUCAACAUUGAGCGUCGGAGAGUUAUCAAGAUUAUCCUGGAGUAUGCUGAUAAAGUCUUUACAUACAUUUUCAUAGUGGAGAUGUUACUGAAGUGGGUGGCAUAUGGAUUCAAAACCUACUUCACUGAUGCAUGGUGCUGGCUGGACUUCCUCAUUGUGGAUGUGUCGCUAGUCAGUUUAACAGCCAAUUUACUGGGAUAUUCUGACCUGGGACCAAUCAAAUCUCUUAGAACACUCAGGGCUCUGCGACCCCUUCGAGCCCUGUCAAGAUUUGAGGGAAUGAGGGUGGUUGUGAAUGCACUGGUUGGUGCAAUUCCCUCAAUUUUUAAUGUGCUGCUGGUGUGUCUGAUAUUCUGGCUCAUCUUCAGCAUAAUGGGAGUCAAUCUGUUUGCUGGAAAGUUCUACCACUGCAUCAACACCACUACGGAGGAACGCAUCCCGAUGGAUGUGGUCAACAACAAGAGUGACUGUAUGGCACUGACGCACACCAAUGAGGCACGCUGGGUCAAUGUGAAGGUCAACUAUGACAAUGUGGGAACCGGCUACCUCUCUCUACUUCAAAUUGCCACAUUUAAAGGCUGGAUGGAUAUCAUGUAUGCUGCAGUGGAUUCUAGAGAGGUGGAAGAGCAGCCAUCAUACGAGAUCAACCUUUACAUGUACCUGUAUUUUGUUAUUUUCAUCAUUUUUGGCUCCUUUUUCACUCUCAACCUCUUCAUUGGUGUCAUCAUUGACAACUUCAAUCAGCAAAAGUCUAAGUUUGGAGGGAAAGACCUUUUCAUGACAGAGGAACAAAAAAAGUACUACAAUGCCAUGAAGAAGUUGGGUUCCAAAAAACCUGCGAAACCCAUCCCUCGGCCAUCAAAUGAGAUCCAGGGUGUGGUGUUUGACUUCAUAACGCAACAGUUCUUUGACAUCUUUAUCAUGGUGCUUAUCUGCCUCAAUAUGGUGACCAUGAUGAUAGAGACAGAUGACCAGAGUGCUGAGAAAGAAGAUAUUCUGUAUCAGAUCAAUUUGGUCUUCAUCGUCAUCUUCACAGGAGAAUGCUUACUCAAGAUGUUUGCCCUCAGACAUUACUUUUUCACUAUUGGCUGGAACGUCUUUGAUUUUGUUGUGGUCAUGCUUUCUAUAGCAGGUCUGAUGUUAUCAGACAUCAUUGAGAAGUACUUUGUGUCUCCAACCUUGUUCCGUGUGAUCCGGCUCGCCAGAAUCGGCCGUGUGCUGCGUCUCAUCAGAGGGGCAAAGGGCAUUAGGACUCUUUUGUUUGCCUUGAUGAUGUCACUUCCUGCCCUCUUCAACAUCGGACUGCUUCUGUUCCUCAUUAUGUUCAUCUUCUCCAUCUUUGCCAUGGCUAACUUUGCCUAUGUGAAAAAGCAGGCAGGCAUCGAUGACCUCUUCAACUUUGAAACAUUUGGUGGCAGCAUCAUCUGCCUGUUUGAGAUCACAACAUCGGCAGGCUGGGAUGGGCUUUUGCUGCCUAUUCUGAACAGUGGCCCUCCAGAUUGUGACCCUGACAUAGAGAACCCUGGAACAGACGUUCGGGGUAACUGUGGGAAUCCUGGCAUGGGCAUCAUGUUUUUCUGCAGUUAUAUUAUCAUGUCGUUCCUGGUGGUUGUGAACAUGUACAUUGCUAUCAUUCUCGAGAACUUCAAUGUUGCUCAGGAGGAGAGUGGAGACCCGCUCUGUGAGGAUGACUUUGAGAUGUUUGACCAGACAUGGGAAAAGUUUGACGUUGAUGCUACACAGUUCAUUGCAUACAACCGGGUGUUUGACUUUGUUGAUGCCUUGCAAGAGCCUUUACGAAUUGCCAAACCCAACCGCCUCAAACUAAUUUCCAUGGAUCUGCCCAUUGUAACCGGCGACAAAAUCCACUGUCUGGAUAUUCUUUUGGCAGUUACCCAUGAGGUUCUUGGAGACACGAUUGAGAUGGCUGCCAUGAGGGAAAGCAUUGAAGCUAAGUUCACAAUGAACAAUCCCACAUCUGCCUCGUUUGAGCCAAUCACUACCACUCUCAGGAGGAAAGAGGAAGAGCGCGCAGCCAUUGCGGUUCAACGUACAUACAGGAGACAUCUCCUUAAACGAGCUAUCCGCUAUGCUUGCUUCAUGCAUCGUUCAAAGAGGAAAGUUAGGAGUCUGGGCGAUGAGGAACCUCCUGAAACCGAAGGGUUAAUUGCAAAGAGAAUGGAUGCCCUGUAUGGCAGCGAUCCAGAACUCUCCAAGGCUUUUGAACUGCAGACUAGUCCAAUGUUGCAUAAUGCACGGCCACCCAAGCCCACCUCUGUCACACAGCACAGAGUCUCAGUGACGUACCCACGACCACAGGGGCAACUGAUAGUACCAGUGGAGCUCACAAGUGAGGUGGUCCUCCGGUCUGCACCCACAACACAUGGCCUCUGCGGUUCAGAGAAUGCAACAAUAAAAGAGUCAAUAGUAUAACUGGUGGGCAAUGACUAUGGACUAAGAAAAUCCUUGCAAUGUAAAAUGAAGUAUCACCUGCACUCACUGAACAACAUAUGCUCCAUAAACAAGAUAGCUUGAUGGAUUACGCAGGACUGCUACAGUGUGACAGCAUUGGAAUGCUAUUUCUUGGGAGUACUUUUUUUAUUAUUUAAACUUUUGUAAAGACCUGAUUUAUUUAGAAUUAAUGUAAUUUUUUUCCCGAUGAGAAAUGUCCCAGUAUAUUUGUCAUGACUUAGCCAAGUUCUUUUGCUUUUAUAUGUAUAAAUGUUUACAGUCAUGCAGUUACAGUUUUUUUUUAAUUCUACCCAAUUAUAGCAUCACCAAGAGGCUAAGUGCCAUACUUUGCCACGAUUUGGUGAAUCUCAUUCACUCCAAAGUUAAUAGCCAUUAAAGUAAAAGUAGCCACGCCCACUUAGAACUUUUGGCACCAUCAUGGCAUGAGUCCAUUUUUUUUUUUUUUUUUUUUUUUUUUUUGAUAAUCAUUGAUAUUUAGCCUCCAGAGAAUCUUUCUGCACUGGUUUGGUUCCUUUUGGGUGAAAAGCCUGGGAUUAAUUUGCAAGAGUGAGUUUUGCAAAAAAUAUAAACAAAUAAUUCCAAUAUGGCAAAAAUAUUUUCAUGGUGGAAAUGUAUGGAGCCCCACACAUGACAUGCAGGAAAAAAAUAUUAGGCUUAUUCGUGUGCAAGAUUUACUAUUUAGUUCCCUCAAUUUGCUAAAUCAUGCACACGAUUUAUAAAUAGAGAUUUAAUUAGUGAACUGUUUGCACGAUUUAGCAAAUCGAGGGAGUGAAAUUGUAAUAGUGUGAACAUUUUACUACAUAGAGGGAAUGAAUUAGUAAAUCGUGCACACAUUUUAUUUAUUUUUUGCAUGUGCAAGGCUCCGUACUAUCAUAAUGUAGCUGUUUCAUAUCCCGCACACUAAAACGAAGUAAUUAGUAGUUCUCUCAAUAAGCUUGCAUUUUACAGGUUUAUCAUAUUUUUCACCUUGUCCUAAAUAAUCUUUUUGCAUACUUGUUGGAGGUUGUAUCUGUAUUUAUAGCUCCUGGACACUUAAUAAUUAGAUUUUUAAAUUCUCUCCGAUAAUGAUCAGUCCCUACAGUACACUUAUCAUUGGUAAAAACCAUUAAAAAAACACUGGUACUGAUUAUAACUCUUACAUAUGCCUCAGUCUGUCCAGACUCUGUUUAGUCUACUGAACUAUUUAUAAUCUCAGUUCAUGGCAUACCAGUUUACAGCAGAAUGGUGGAACGAGUAGAACAGAAACUGAUCCUUUACAGUGGGGUGUAUGGAGCCACUUUGAGCAGAAUGUACCACUAUGAAAAACAUAUACAGUGCCCAAUGACUCUAAUUAAUGUAUAACUUGAAGCAUUGAAACCAUAGUGCAAUUUGUAGCACCUUCUAAUGCCCUGAUAGUCAAAACAGCUUGAUUUCUUCUACUAGGAAAAUCUAGUAAAUCCAUGUUCUUAUUCAGAAGUUAAAGUAACCUAGAUAGAAUAAGCACAUCUAUUCAACACAAAGACAGCACUGCACUAUUAAUAGCCCAUUUGAAUUGGGUGUCAUAGUGUCCAUUAUCAUAAUCUGAUGAAUAAAUUAUGAAAAUAUGAGUUCCUCUGAUAACUCUGUUGCAAUUACAUCAGAUGUUACUCAAACUUAGAAAGGAACAUUUGUAGUAUGACAAGGGCAUUACCCUGUGCUUUAUAAUUGAUUUCCUUCUUUACAAAAAGAGCCUGAAGUGUCCAGUAGAUGCCACACACAAUUCUUACCUAAAUUAGUUUUAGUAACUGUGAGUCAUAGCUAAAAGUUGUAAUAUAUUAGAGACAUUUAAUGAUGCAUUUCCUCUGAAGUCUUAAUGUGACUGCAAAUGUCUUAUUUCUUAAAACUCUUAAAUGAAGCACUUUUGAGAUACUUAUAUUUACCUCUUGUAUAGUUUUUAGAUUUGGUCUCUUAUUACAAAAAAAGUAUUAAUUUACUGUAUGUUCAAAUGAGAAUUUAUUUUGUUGAGGUAAAAAGAAAAUCUCAUGCGCUUGUAUGUAAUCUGUGUGUAGUUUUGUGCACUUUUUGGUUUCAUAUUGAUUUUGUUAAUAUGCAGAUAAUUUUCUAUCGUUUACAUUUUUAUCAUGGAAAGAGACAUUGCCGUGCUUUAGCUUUAGCUCGCCUCUAAUUGCCUGUACAUACACUUGAUGCAGAUGCUGUCUUUUCUUUGUAUCUUCACUUGACAACAUUUAAUUCAAUGUGCAUUUAAACCUUUCAUAGAAUAAAUUUGAUAAGAUAA